UUUUUUUUUUUUUUUAUUUCCUAUUUUUUAUGUGAAAGGAUAAUGCCAUUAACUGAAAGAAGUCCACUUAUUCCAUUUAACUAUGAUGAGGAAGAAGAAAUAAGUCUUAUACAAAAAACUCUUACUUUAGUUUGUUUCGUGAUCGCUUUAUUAAUAGUUGUAUUAAUUUUUAUAACUCCACAUAAUAAUUCUGAAAGUGGUUUACCAAGUGAUAUUUCAAAUGUACCUUAUCAUUAUAUGUUAAGUCACAAAAGUUAUAUACAUUUUGGUUAUUUAAUCGAAACUUUACCAAUAGAAUAUAAUGAUGAUGAACAAUCUGAAUUUGUUUUAUUGGCAGAAAUUGUUUCAUUAUCAUCUUGGACACUUGGGAAUUAUGAAGUUCAUGAAGUUCGUAAAAAUAUAUCUACUGAAGAAUUUUUUCCUGUAAAAACUGUUGAUUCUUCUCUAAGUUUUUGGAUGAACGACGUUUAUAUUUCUUUUAAUAAAAAUCCUUUCAAAAAUUAUACGGAUUUAGAUGGUUUGAUAAUUCCUGAAUUAUGUAAUUAUAAAAUUACUUGGAAUUGGCUUUUUAAUGGACAUUUAUAUAGAAAGUGUGAACUUGCAAAUGAAGAAUCAUACUCUCUUAUAUCUGAUAUUGUUGGAUCUACUUCUUGGGGAUUAAGAUUUAAAAAUCCUGAUGGUGAUGAUGUUUACGCUAAAACUUCUGUAACUGAUUAUUGGUGGAAUAUGCACAGAAGGGAUGUUGAUGUUAGUCCUUCAGCUCCAUUUCCUCCAGUAAUACCCGCUAUUUAUUCUGCUUAUUAUGAUACGAUUCAACGUAAUCGUGAAAAUAAUAACAGAAGGAAUUAAAUCAAAAAACCUUAAAUGGUUUAUAAAUUAUUAUAUUCCUUCCCCUCCCCCCCUCUCCCCCUCUCCCUCCCCUCUCCCUCC
Rhizophagus irregularis DAOM 181602=DAOM 197198 is the source of this 930-nucleotide messenger RNA. RefSeq lists its product as uncharacterized. The record is from RefSeq and is a predicted model, not a curated record. Lineage: Eukaryota; Fungi; Glomeromycota; Glomeromycetes; Glomerales; Glomeraceae.